This is a messenger RNA of Telopea speciosissima, 3239 nucleotides long. RefSeq lists its product as uncharacterized. The record is from RefSeq and is a predicted model, not a curated record. Bases 186 to 3143 code for a protein of 985 amino acids. NCBI's taxonomy places the organism in Eukaryota, Viridiplantae, Streptophyta, Magnoliopsida, Proteales, Proteaceae. The transcript has 5 exons.
UACUGCGGUUUUUUUUCCCCCUUUAAAAUAAGAUGUAAUAAGCAGCUGAAAAAGAUGGGGUUUCUGACCAUGAUUUUUCUCGGAUCCUUCCGUGGUCCUCACGACGUAUCUUCGUUUUCAUGUUCCGAGAUAUACGAUCUAGAUUCGUGUCCUAAGAUCGAGAUUUUGGCCUUUUAUAUGUGAGUAUGGAUAGAGUUCAGAGGUGGCAUGGUCGGGAGAGAACCUCCCAUGGAUGUGCAGCAAAGUUCAGAAACCUCUCACAUAAGAAAUUGGGCUCUCAUCUUCUUUCAGAGGGAGAUUGGCAGAACAGGAGACCAGUUGACUCCUUAAAUGACACGCCUGAUUCUACUUCUUGUAGUAGUGGUUCUGGAGAUGAUUCAUUUAUGUUUGAUUUGAGAAGUUCUUCAAAACAAGCUGGUGAGACUCCAAAAAAGAAGCUAUUAGCGGAAGAAUUGUCACAAGAUAUGGAAUCCAAGCAACGUCCUCCAAGUGUUAUUGCAAGACUGAUGGGUCUUGAUGCACUGCCACCUCAACAACCUGUCCAUAAGCAACCGAAAAUCUUCUCAGAAAACUACCUCCAGAAAACUGCAUCUAUAGAGAAUAAGCCAUCAUAUGAGUCCCGUCCCUCGAGAAAGAAGCAAGAUAAGGAGUAUAUAGAAUUCAAGGAUAUCUUUGAAGUCCUGGAAACAUCAAAGGCAGAGAACCAGAGUCAUCCAUCAGUUCAGAAAGGGAUAGCAAAUGCUAAACCUAGAGAUGCAAAUAUGAUAUUCAUAAAGCAAAAGUUCAUCGAUGCAAAACGUCUAUCGACUGAUGAGAAGCUUCGACAAUCAAAGGAAUUCCAUGAUGCACUAAAGGUGUUGAACGCCAAUAAGGAUCUCUUACUAAACUUUCUUCAAGAACCAGAUUCUCCGUUCACAAAACAUCUCUAUGAUCUCCAUGAGGCCCCACCCCCUCAACAGUUUGGUCACAUAACAGUCUUAAAAUCAUCAAAUGCUUCAAAGCAUGAACACACUGACAUAUGCUGGAAUGCUGAGCGCAAAACUGACCAGUGGGAAGCUAUGAACUCACUUCAGAAAGAGUUUGGCCAUGGCCAUGAUAGAGAUGGUGCCUACAGUUUGAUGAAGAACAUGAAAUCUCGAUCUGAAGAGAAGGAUGAGGACUGUAAUCUGCCUACCAGGAUUGUUGUUUUGAAGCCCAACACUGGAAAGGCACAGAAUGCAUCACGAUCUGCCUCGUCAAGUUCUUCCAUAGGCUUCCAGUCCGGGUGCAGGAUAAAUGGUGAAUCUCAAAGUUCUGAGAACCAUCAGUUAUUUGCGGAGGUGUGGAAUAGGAAAAAUUCAUCAAACAAUAUGAGGCAUAGAUCUAAAAGUUCCAGAGAAAUCGCAAAGGAGAUCAUUAGACAAACGAGACAAGUUGCAAGCAAUAGUUCUGUAAGGGUGUCCAGCAUAGGGCUCAGAGGUUAUGCUGGGAAUGAGAGCGGAAAUGAAUUAGAGGCAGUGCCGCCAACUUCUAGACAUAAUCUUGACCCGAAGAACAAGUACAGCCCAUCAUCAUCAUGUUCAAUUGAGUCAUAUGUCGGCAUGGAGGCAAAGAAGCGACUCUCAGAAAGCUGGAAGAUGACUAGCCAGUAUCAAGAAUUGGGAUUGGUUGGUAAGGGCAGCAGCCGCAGCACGCUUGGUGAGAUGCUUGCUAUGCCUGAUAGAGAAACCCAGCCAUUCACAUCUGGAUCAGGUGAUGGCUUGGCAAGGAAUGAUGGAAUAGCAAGGUGGGGAAGCCCUAUUGGUAUUAGCAGUAGAGAUGGUUGGAAAGAUGGCUAUUCUAGAAAUCAUCGAAGGUCUAAAUCCGUUCCAGCUUUGUCUUUUGUAUUUGGAAGUCCGAAAUCAGGCAUUGGUCAUGGAGCUAUAGGGAAUGACAGAUGUUUGAUGUCAAAAGCUAUCAAUCAGGGAUCACAUAGGUUAAGAAUCAGAAAUUCCAACCACACAGAAGAUUCCUUUCUCAGGGACCUAAAAUCCAAGAAUGAAAAAUCUUGCUCUUCUUUUAGCACAAACAGGGAGAAUAAUCAUGCUGAACAGGAAACUCAUUUGAGCCUGGGCAAACCAAGAGAGAAUCUAGUAGAGAGGGAUCAAGCUGAUCAAAAACCUAUUAUUCCUGAACCUCUCUCUUAUGUAGCAGACAAGAGGUUGAUUGUUGAGGAAGUGCCAGUUCCUGAGAUUCGGGAUAUGAACAGACCCAGUUCUGAAGAGCAACUGCCUGAAUCAACUGAGUGUAUCAUGUUAGAUAUCGUUGAAGAAUCCUCCAUUCAUGACAUUAAUGAAUCAAUUCUAAAGGAAGCACCAGAACAAUACACUGAGGAAGGUUUGCUCUCUGCAAACUGUUCUUUACCUGAAUCAGAAUCUCCAGGAAGUUUCAAAGAGGUCGAUCAGCCUAGUCCAGUUUCAGUUCUAGAGCCAUUUGUGGAAGACAUGUCAUCUGGUUCUGAGUGCUUUGAGAGGGUUAGUGCUGAUCUAAAUGGUCUUCGGAUGCAGCUUCAACUUCUCAAAUUGGAGACCUCAAAUCCAUAUGGGGAUGAAUUUGGAAUGAACGUCUCAAGUGAUGAAGACACGGGGGAAGAAUCUGUAAAUCAUUUAGAACAGAAAGGCAAAAAUUUGGGCAUUAUGAGAACUGGAGAGAAUCGAGACUUCUCCUAUGUUAUUGAUGUGUUUGUUGACUCGGGUUUAGAUGGUGUGAAUCGGGAAAUGAUUUUGUCAGCUUGGCACUCACUGGAAAUCCCUGUAGACUCCGAGGUGUUUGAGAAGCUUGAGAAAAAGUAUGGGGAGCAAUUGACUUGGCCAAGGUCGGAAAGGAGGUUGUUGUUUGAUCGUAUAAACAAUGGGUUGACGGAGAUUUUUUGGCCAUGCAUGGACCCCCAUCCUUGGGUGAAGCCCACAACAAGAAGAUUAGCUACUUGGUGUGAAGAGCAUCUCGUGGAAGAGCUAUGGAAGUUGCUGGGGGACAAGGGACAAAAAGGAAGUAAUGAGGCAUCAGAGAAGGGUUUGGUGAGAGAGAUGAGGUGGUUGGAGCUAGGAGAUGAAAUUGAUGUACUGGGUAAGGAAAUUGAGAAAUUGUUACUUGAUGAGUUGAUAGAGGAGGUAAUUAGCAUGUAAAGAGUUGUUACCAAAGGUGGUUCUUUCUUAUCUUUCCUCUUCUCUUUUCUAAUUUUGUAGGUGGAUAGGGAUGCAUACUUGUAUUGAAAUGAGUGU